Diaporthe batatas is the source of this 1125-nucleotide messenger RNA. RefSeq lists its product as uncharacterized. The transcript has 3 exons. The record is from RefSeq and is a predicted model, not a curated record. Lineage: Eukaryota; Fungi; Ascomycota; Sordariomycetes; Diaporthales; Diaporthaceae. Bases 1 to 1125 code for a protein of 374 amino acids. Gene Ontology annotation, molecular function: dioxygenase activity.
AUGGGAUCUCUCAGCUCCGAUUCAACGCUCAGUUCAUUCGACGGUGUAAAUGGAGUCCCACCUCCGUUUCCCGCUGACGUGCCAGUCGCUCACAUCUCGAACAUCUCCUAUCAGAAGGUCCUGGAGGGAGACGUCGAUGAGGUUGCCCGAGUGAUCAAGUCCGCUAGAGACAAUGGCUUCUUCCGUGUUGACCUGACCGACUCAGAAAUUGGCCAGAAGUUCCUAGCAGCUGCGAGGAACAUGUUUAUGCUGGCCCAAGAGACGUUUGACCUCCCCACGGAGGUAAAACUCGAUGACAGUAUCCUCAAACACGGUGAGGAUCUGUUUGGGUACAAGGGGCUGGGAGCCUCUGUCGUAGACAAAGACGGAACCCCUGAUAACAAUGAGCAGUACUGGAUCAGCUGUGGAGACAUUGAAGGCGUCGGAAGACACUCGCGUGCUAUCUACAACGACGUUAUCAAGGGCAAGAACGCUCAGCUCAAAGAGUUCAUCGAUCUCGGCAAGGCUGUUACAGACAGAUUCUUGGAAGUCUUCUCCGUCGUCCUCGCCAUUCCACCCGAGAGUGAGGACCACUUGACAAAGCUGUACAGCCAUACCAACGACUGUGGCAGCCACGUACGUCUCCUCAAGUGUCCGCCUAAGCCCCAAAACGUCAAACCUAGUCUUCAGCCACACACCGACUGGGGCAUGAUGACCGUGCUGUUCAACAUGCUAGGUGGCCUCCAGAUCUACGUCCCGGAGGACCGCGUCGCCCCCGGUGAGGAAGCCGGGUGGAAGUAUGUCAAGCCCGAGUCGGGGAUGGCCAUCUUCAACCUCGGCGACGCGUUCGUCAAGUGGUCAGAUGGCGAGCUCAAGAGCAGCAUCCACCGUGUCACAAAUCCGCCUGGAGAGCAAGCUGACUACACACGGUACAGCCUGGCCUACUUCACUCGUCCUAACAACGAGGCCCUGUUGAAGCCACUGGGCAGGAAAGCUGGGCCCACCAGUGAAGCUAAGAAUUAUCCCACCUUCUUGGAAUGGGCUAUGAGGAGGGCCAUGGCGGGGAAGACCGAUGGCUUCAAGAAGGAUGACUGGGAGAGGGGCCAAGGCACAGAAACUGCUUUGAGUGCUCAGGCAAGAGCCUGA